Messenger RNA from Heterocephalus glaber (naked mole-rat), 976 nucleotides. RefSeq names its product SLP adaptor and CSK interacting membrane protein (gene Scimp). The record is from RefSeq and is a predicted model, not a curated record. Gene Ontology annotation, cellular component: tetraspanin-enriched microdomain; immunological synapse; membrane. NCBI's taxonomy places the organism in Eukaryota, Metazoa, Chordata, Mammalia, Rodentia, Bathyergidae.
UUUCUGUUUCCAUUCUUUAGGAUUCCAGUGCAAUGAGUUGGUGGAGGAAUUAUUUCUGGAUCAUCUUAGCUGUGGCCAUUGUUGUUGUCUCCUUGGUCCUAGGCUUCCUCUUGUACUGUGUCUAUAGAUGGCAGUUUAAACAAGGCAAGAAAUGGGAAAUUGCCAAGCCCUUGAAACAAAACCAAAGAGAAGAAGAAAAGAUGUAUGAGAAUGUUCAGUCACCAGAUCCAUUACCCCCUCUGCCACCCAGAGGCUCAUUUUCUCAAGGCAAUUUUGCCCCACAGGAAAUCCCAGCUACAUACUCUUUGGUGAAUAAAGCUACAAACAAGAAAACUGUUCCCACCUUGAGCUACAUUGAUCCUGAAAAUGACUAUGAUGAUGUUGAAAUCCCUGGAAAUACUCAAAACCAUAAUUCUAAAACAAGCAUUUCUUCUUUUUGGCAUGCUGAAGAGAGUUCACACAACUUAUAUUAGAAGUAUCAAGAAUGGUUGGCCUUCAGAAAGUGUCAGCUCCUGAAAGCCAGUGGUCAUUUUUUGAAGCUUUGUGAGAUAGGACUUCCUGAACCUUGAUGAAGACGUCUCAGUGAUCAGAUGAUUGCAGCAGAGGAAAGGCACCAAUGCUCAGCCCUUGUGAUUUUUCAGUUGGUGUAGUUUCCAUGGGGUGGACCUCAUGGACACCCAUGAGAAACAACUCAUUUCUCAACACUCCCCUUUUGUUCACUUGGUUUGUGGGGUUGUAAAUGAUAGUUAAUCUUCGUAUUUCAUUGUGCAGAGCCUCCCAGCUCCCAUCCCCAGCUAAGCCCUCACCAGUCUGACUCUCUUUUGUCCCACCCACCCCUAUAUGGAAAGGCUGAGCAGCAGUUACAGCUGAGCAUUCUUGUGCACAAGUCACCACUUGUCAGUUGGUGAAUUUGUAAGGGUGGGGAAUGCUUUUUAUUCUUAUUAAUCCUCUACAUCUACACACACCCCAAACUCCA